ACCUAUAUAUAAGCAGUUUAUAAAAAGUUGAGGGUUAUAGUUUUUGAAUACGUAUUUUCUCUCACUCAUUUGAAUGUAGUUGCAGUGAAUAUCAAUAUAAAACUCCAUAAAGGUACAUCAAAGGAGUACAGCAAAUUUGAGAGUACAUAAUUUUGAUAAUAGAUCUAUGAACAUUGACAAUUACAUUGAUGAGCCGAUUGAUUUAACGAUUAACCAUACAGAUGCAUUGCAACAAAGUAGAAAAAAAUGCGAAAUGGUAAAUUUGCGUUUACCAAUUAAUAACGACGUUGGAAAAGAUUACAAAAACUUUCCUUCAAGUUUAGGCGUUACUGAUGAUGACGCCCAAGGUAAUCAAACAUUCACUCAAACGAAGCAACUUGAAAUAUUGAAAGCAGCAAAAUCUUUGUUUUCAAAGCGAACUAGAACACUGUACCAUUGGAUGUAUCCCAAUUCAUCUAAACAACAAAUCAAAACAACGGUUUCAACUUCUUGGGACUCGCUGGCCGAAAAUGAAAAAGCUUUUUAUAUUUCCCAGGUGCUUGGAAGAUUUGGGUUCAGCCAGAGCAGUCUUAUGGUCAAUCCUCAACUUUGUUCUCUGAAGGAAAUACCGCCAUCUAUUAAAAAAAGUGAUACGAGACCGAAGACUAGGGAAUUGCAAAAUGCUAUCUGCAGUAUUACCUCCGAUUCAAGUAGUGCACCAGUCAGGUCACUAACAUUUGAAGAAUUCGAGGCUUUGAGGCAAAAGAAUCGAAAGAAACGGGGACGUCCAAAAAUGGAUAGGAAAGUGAGGAACGUUGAACAAGAGUUUCAGGAUGAUCCGGAGCUGAGCUGUGAACUAGAAAAAUUCUCUAUUCAGUUCAAUAUGAAUAAGUUUUAUUGAUUAAUUAUUUUUUGUGUUCAAUUAUUUCGUGCAACAAUUAUGGUCUUCUGUAGAAUUUGAUAAUUUUUAGUAAAUAAAUUAUUUGAAG
Messenger RNA from Diorhabda carinulata, 968 nucleotides. RefSeq lists its product as uncharacterized. The record is from RefSeq and is a predicted model, not a curated record. The coding region runs from base 167 to 880 and encodes 237 amino acids. Lineage: Eukaryota; Metazoa; Arthropoda; Insecta; Coleoptera; Chrysomelidae. The transcript is spliced from 4 exons.